This is a messenger RNA of Eutrema salsugineum, 1703 nucleotides long. RefSeq lists its product as uncharacterized. Lineage: Eukaryota; Viridiplantae; Streptophyta; Magnoliopsida; Brassicales; Brassicaceae. The transcript is spliced from 5 exons. The record is from RefSeq and is a predicted model, not a curated record. Bases 241 to 1506 code for a protein of 421 amino acids.
UCGUUUUAUGGUUAGUUGAACAAAUCUAGGCCUCAAAAAAAUCUUCAAAAUUCGACUGUCUUCUUCUCUCACAGCCAAAAUCGAGAAGAUUCUUAAAUCUCGUUUCUGCGGCGUAGGUGAGUCGUAGCGAUAAGUUUUGCUUAUUUCUUUCCCCCAUGGAUUUUUGACGAAGAAGAAAAGAGAGGAACCGAGUUUUUCUUCGACCGGAUUGAAAUUUGGUCUCUCUUCAACAACAACAAAAUGAUCAAGCUUUGCUUCAUGACUUCUCAUGGCUAUCAAAUCCCUGGACUUGGUCUUCCUCAAGAGCUCAGUAACACCGAAAUCAUCAAGAAUAGCCGGUCUUAUCUGGUGAAUCCUGCAACGAGGCAGGAGAUCAUACCUGCGAGCUCGUUUAAUCUGAAUCCACAAAACUUGGAACCAUGGAAACCGGUUGGUUCAUUCAGCAAACCUAACCAAUUCGUGGAGAUUGACUCAGCCAUGAUGAAACCUCUGCUCAUGGAUGUUCAUGAGAAGGCACCAGAAUCUCUGGUUUUGAGCUUUGGAAUCGCUGAGAAGUAUGCAAGACAAGAGAAAGUGAUGGAGUUUCUUCUGUCUCGGUCGGAGGAGUUCAAGGAAAGAGGAUUCGAUAUGUCUCUGUUAUCUGAAUUGAUGGAGCUAGAGGCUAUGAAAUCAAGUUCUCAGCUGCUACCGUAUGGUGCUUCCUCUGUUCUGUACUUAAAUCAAGAAUUAGGAAAACCGGUUUUGGAUCUCGUUAGAGAUAUGGUGGAUAAUCCAGAGUUCUCUGUGCAAUCGAAUGGCCACGUUCUGUUUUCCUCAAGUAGCAAUCAUGAGCUGAAUGAUAUACUUUCUAUUGCUUCUGAGUUCAAUUUGUCAAGGAAUUCAACAAUAAGGAGACAGCUCUCACCGCUUGUGCCGCAGUUUCAGUGGUUUGAAACUGAAGUAUUAGAACCGGCUGAGCUGAAAGCAGUCACAGUGCUAGCACCUUUGAAGAGUCCUGAGAAAACCAGGCUCAAGCCUUCACCAAGGAAACAAAACACGAAGCGAAAAGCUAAAGAGAGUGACCUCUACAAAAGAAACCAUCUCCACGCUUACGAGAGUCUUCUGUCUUUGAUGAUAGGCAAUGAUCCUCAACACAAACAAGCAACAAUACUCUCUUUACAGAGAUCAUGCGGAGAGCUUUCAGAGCUCCUUACUCAGUUUUCUAUCAGCGCCGCUGGAACUGGAAUCGCUGUGCUCUUCUCUGUGGUCUGUAGCCUUGCUUCAAGACGUGUACCCUUUUGCGCAAACAAGUUCUUCGACACAGGACUUGGUUUGAGUUUGGUAAUACUGUCUUGGGCUGUGAAUAGACUCAGGGAGGUGAUUGUUCAAGUCAAUAAGAAAGCAAACAAGCCUUGUUCAAAUUUGAAGAACCAAGAAAUCAUAAACAAUGUGGAGAGAAGCAUCAAGGAGGUUUACUUCAGAGCUGCCACGGUAAUCGCGGUGUUUGCGCUUAGGUUUGCAUGUUGAGAAACUCGCGGUGAAAGGUUAAAAUCUUUGAUUUACUACUCCAUGGAAAGCUUGGAAAUGUCGUUUGUAAAUGACUAAAAGUUGUUCAGUACUAAGUUUGUAAAUGUGAGGAUGAUGAUAAGCGUUUGUGUUGUAGUACCUGAGGUCAACAGUUUUGAUGAAGAGUUUUGAUGAUCCAGUAACCAUAAGCUGUUGCU